UGAUUGGCUGACGGAGCUCCGGCGUCUGCAGCUGGGGAUAUUCAGUGCAGAAACAGCAGCAGCAAAAGACUGUUGGAGGUGCAGAUGUUUCAGGGCUGUUGAUUUGAUGAUCAGAUCAGGUGAAUAAUGGAAGGGUGCUGCAGGUUUCCCCCGGUCUCCAGUAAAGUGGAGCAGCAGAAGAUCCAGCUCUGAUCAGCAGCAGCUCCACACCUCUGUACUCAGACUGAUCUGCUGGAGGAACACCAUCAGCUCACCUGCUGCAGAAAUAAGUGCCAUCGUGUUCCGAAUUUUCUUCUGCUUCUGGUGUCAGCUGUCCUACCUAGAGACAAUUUAGCUUCACAAAUACAGAUUCAGAAGAUUUCACAAAUAUUGAGCUGCUGAACAAAGGGGAGAACAUGGAAUACAUACUAAUCUUAAAUACUCAGCCAACAUCCUCUCCUACACCUAGCAGACAAAAGCAGAAAAGCACAGACAAGAAAACUCUCCACUGUUCAGACUGUGGGAAAAGUUUUAAUUUUCAGAGUACUCUUCAGCGCCACCAACGCAUUCACACUGGAGAGAAACCGUAUCACUGUUCAGAAUGUGGAAAGAGCUUUAAUCAGCAGAAUGAUCUCAAUGCACACCAGCGCAUUCACACUGGAGUGAAACCAUAUCAGUGCUCAGACUGUGGAAAGAGUUUCAAUCAACCGAAUAAUCUCCGAGCACACCAGCGCAUUCACACUGGGGAAAAACCAUUUCAGUGCUCAGAGUGUGGAAAGAGUUUUAAUCAUCCGAAUACUCUUCUGUGCCACCAGCGUGUUCACACUGGAGAGAAACCGUAUCACUGCUCAGACUGUGGGAAGAGUUUUGCAGCAGGGAGUAGUCUCAAAGCUCACCAGCGCAUUCACACUGGAGUGAAACCAUAUCAGUGUUCAGAGUGUGGGAAGAGUUUUGCUCGUCACGGGAGUCUCCAGCAACAUCUGCGCAUUCACACCGGAGAGAAACCGUAUCAGUGUGCAGAGUGUGGGAAGAGUUUUAAGUGCCAGGGUGGUCUCUAUUGUCACCAGCGUAUUCACACUGGAGAGAAACCAUUUCACUGUUCUGAGUGUGGGAAGAGUUUUACUCAGCAGAGUACUCUCCAGCAACACCAACGUGUUCACACUGGAGUAAAACCGUAUCACUGCUCAGACUGUGGGGAGAGUUUUACUCAACAGAGUCGUCUCUAUAGACACCAGCUAACUCACACUGGAGAGAAACCAUGUUAAUGCUCAGAGAGAAAAGCUUCAGGCAUUUAAAUACAAUGGUAAGACACAAGUGAGAGCAGUCAUGGAAAUAUGCAUUUACAUAUCACGCUAAACACCAAGUAACACCAACACCUUCCAGAGACAGAGACACAGGGAGUAAAUGAACUCAAAACGUACAUUUAUUAGGAAAAAUUGAAAAAUCAGCACCCAAAAGAAACUUAAAGAUAAUAACGGCCCAGUGCGGCUCUAGUCGCUUAACUUUAGUAUCUCCUAGGUCCGUGUUGCCUCUGCACUUCGCAAUGUGUAUGUAUACUGUACAUUUAUAUAUUAUUUAUGACUAUAACCUACUUUGGUUUAAGCUGGGAACUUUUCGGGUUCCACAGUUAGGCCUGUGAAAAGGAAUGGAAAGUUUAUUGUCUGUUUAUUGUACGAUAUUAUGUUAUCAUUAUAUUAGUGCCAUUUAAUGUUCUUAAAAUGUUAUCAAUAUCGUUUAUUGCAAUAAUUUCUGGGACAACAUAUCAUUUGCAAAAAAUUGUUAUAAUGGCAGGCCUAGACAAGACAGGUCUAUUGAGCCAUUGGUGCCUCUCCAAAGUAUUGUCAAUCUGGUCAAAAUUCAACAGAAAUGAAGAAUUUAAUUCCACCAUGCAAGGAGUUAAGUGCUGAAUGUUAAAGACCUGUACAUAAUUCCUAUGAAACAAAAUGCACAAGCAUUGCUCAAAGCCGAACACGCCUAUGUGAAUAUAUGAGCAGGCAUAUUUUCUUUAACUUCGCUUCGAUUUUCGCCUUCCGAUCAUAGGUAUUGUCACGUAGUGUCUGUGGAGUUUACUCAGCUUCCAUGUACACGACUAGGGUUGCCUGCCACCUUUCAGAAAUGAAAAUAAGGGACACCCACCAAAUAAAUAGAUAAUUACAAAUAUAUGUCAUAUUAUAUAUUCAAAGGUUCACACUCACUCUGACCUCACUGUAAUCGUCAAUAACGUGCCUAUCAAAUCACUGCAAGUUGUUAAAACCUUGGAUUUAUUCUUAAUUCAUCACUUACAUUCGAGCUCCAGAUCGGGUCGAUCUCUAAUGCUAACCAUACACUAGGCUUCAAAAAAACACUCUCUGAAAGUCUAAAGUUUGACCCCAUCUCACAUCUAAAGACUCGUCACAGAGUCACAGAUUUUUUUAGUCAGAGACUAAGAUUUUGCAAAGACUGGGAAUCUUGCAUGGUCACUAUAUGCAAGACUGCUUCAAGAUUCUUUAAAGUAUCAGUCUGUAUUAUUUAGUUUCUAAACUGAAAGCAGAAGCAUUUCUGAGUGGAGAAGAAUAUGGAUAAAAUAUUUAGUUUAAUGGUACCAGUGUGCUGAAACCACCAUCCCUGCUUAUCCUAAUAAUAUAUUAAUUCUAAAAAGUAGUGCAUUGGAGUUCUUCUUCUUCUGGUCACGUCAGACGUCUUUACAUACUUACGUCACACGUACAGCCUCUAAAAGAGGAUCCGGCUCAGUUUUACUGAACGCGAACGGUUGGUGAAGCAACGGGGACUUCAGAAGAGGAAACUCAGAGCUCAGUAGCUCCUCCAUUCACCCAUAGUAAAACCAAAGAAACGAAGGAGUGAAGUUUCUGACCCAUUCUAACCAGAGAGGGCCCUAAAUCACCCAAAUCCCAAAAUGUAUGGACAUCAGAUUUAAUAUACAAUGAACAAUACUGAUAAUAAAUCGCUUAUAAACAAAAUACUAAGUCAUACACUCAUAAAUGUUUUGCUGUUUGCCAUAAACAAAAACUCUUUUACCUCUCACUAUUCCUUUAUGUCCAUGUGUUACGAUUUUGUAAAUAGUUUUUUGUCCCUUCAGUGUACAGUGACCUUUGGUUUGUGAAUGGCUUUAUACAAAUUUAAAUUAUUAUUAUAUGAUUUUUUGUUUUAGAUUGUUUUUUGUACAUUUUAAGUAAAGAUUUGUGCAGAUCACAUUUAAUUUCAUAGCGCUUCACUCAGCUAAUAAAAAAGCAGCUUUACUGAAAUAUUUACAGAAAGUCCUAUGAAUAGUAUUUCGUAUCUAUUUAUUGGUGUUAUAUUAAAACUGGAAAAUGUACUAUGUGUAAAACUUAUGUAUGUUUUUUUUCCAAUACCAAUAAAAAUCUGAUUUAAGAAAAAAAGUCUAUUUAGAAUUAAAAUGGUCAGUGUUUUGCCUUGUACUGGUACACAUGUUCCUAAUUUACUGGGUUCUCCAGUACUCCUCAUUUAUAUUUAUACCGCCCCUAUUAACAGCCUUUAAUAACCCAUUAUUCACUCUUAAUCUACCAGAUACUGACCAACUAACCAGCGUGAUACCGUGCGUGAUAACUCUAAAAUCUCUAAAAAUAAAAAAUCCCCUCUAAAAUUAACAUAUACACAUAUUAAUACAUAGCUGCACAUUAAUUUACACACUGUGAAACAUUGCAAUAUUAUCAAUAAUGUGGAAAUAACCCUUUGAAUAGUAUUAAUUUACACCUGUAAUACUCCAGUUGUGCUAAUAAUUAGAAAUAUUACAUUAAUUUUACAAAACUAACUGGAGAGUUAU
Molecule: messenger RNA, 3760 nt
Organism: Astyanax mexicanus (Mexican tetra)
Lineage: Eukaryota; Metazoa; Chordata; Actinopteri; Characiformes; Acestrorhamphidae
Product: zinc finger protein 239
Exons: 3
Coding region: 396-1244 (282 amino acids)
Cellular component (GO): nucleus
Source: RefSeq, a predicted model, not a curated record